This is a messenger RNA of Lathyrus oleraceus (garden pea), 651 nucleotides long. RefSeq names its product extensin-like. The coding region runs from base 1 to 651 and encodes 216 amino acids. The transcript has a single exon. The record is from RefSeq and is a predicted model, not a curated record. NCBI's taxonomy places the organism in Eukaryota, Viridiplantae, Streptophyta, Magnoliopsida, Fabales, Fabaceae.
AUGGAUUGGCUAUCUGAACAUCCACCCAAUUUCAUGAAGAGAAUGCGCGAGCCAUCUGAAAGGAAGUCAAAGAAGAAAUCUCAAAAGUUGGGGGAACCCUCUGUAUCCAGACCACUUGUGCCUCUGAUCUCCUCCUCCUCUCCAAGUAAGUCUCAACCCUCUGACUCUCAUACUUUACAUUUAAGGCAAUUGUCUUCUUCCUUACCUCAACCAUCCCCUAUAUACACACACUUUGAACCUACAACCUCCUCCACUCCCUCAUCUCCACCCUACUACAACAUUUCAUCUGACUCUGACCAAUCUGAACCAUCUGACCCUCAAUCCCCUACUCUUGCGCAACUCCAAGCUCACGCCAUCUCCACUCAAAAUCCAUCCGAGUUAGAAACCACCAUCCCUUCCCCAUCUGAACACCCAACAACACCACCCUCUGAACCUCACACAGAAACUCCCUCUGAAAACCCUGUUACCCAAUCAUCUGACCCUCCCACUGAAACCAUCCCCACACCACCAGCACCUAUAUCUCCCACCUUUGAACCUGAACCCACCUUUCCCACUCUGGAAGAGGCAGUAGCCUUAUUUGCUAAGUCAUCAAUGGAAAAUAUCAUAUCACUGUCUGAAAAUCUAGAAUCAAUGAUGAUCCCUCUGCAGUGA